Molecule: messenger RNA, 3838 nt
Organism: Erpetoichthys calabaricus (reedfish)
Lineage: Eukaryota; Metazoa; Chordata; Cladistia; Polypteriformes; Polypteridae
Gene: slco4a1
Product: solute carrier organic anion transporter family, member 4A1
Exons: 14
Coding region: 587-2752 (721 amino acids)
Biological process (GO): transmembrane transport; sodium-independent organic anion transport
Cellular component (GO): membrane
Molecular function (GO): protein binding
Source: RefSeq, a predicted model, not a curated record
GAGGCGGCGAUUCUCACCUUAUGUUGCCUUGUCGCUACUGGGAGGGGCUCUUAUUUUGAAGUGCAUCUUAGACACUCGCGAACAGGAAGCCCCGUCUUUUAUUGUUAUAAUAUAUAUAACUGCCUUCACACGCCGCUUGCAGCCUACGGGGCCGUCGGGAUUCAAGAAGGAGGGAGGGAGCAUCACAAAAGCGCGUGGAUUCUCCUCCGCAGAGACAAUGGCACUGGAGGUUUCUUUGAGGCGGGACGGGAGACCGUUGUGACUGAUCAUUGGAUGCAGGGACAUCGCGCACCUGUACGGAGGUGCCAAUGCGAGAGAAGCCCCUUGGCAACCAGAUAAGCAAAGUGGAAUGAGGAAAUGAGGGCAGAGCAGCCAGAGGAAUAUGGGCAGCUACUCUGUUGCUUCGAGAGAAGCAUGAAGACUAGAGAAUCACCUGCUAGACAUCGAGGAUCCAGGCAGACUUUAGGAAUUCAUCAUCAGUUUGGACGUCUUCCAUGAAGCGUUUAUAGAGCCACUCUACCUGUUUUUACACGUAGUCAGGAUCAAACAAAGGCGGCCUCCAGUUUGUCAAGUCACAGGUCUGAGGAUGCGGGAGAACACUUUAUCCACAGACGCCUCAUUUAGUUCCAAGCAGGGGCUGCUGGACAUUGGUGAGGGUUCAGAUGGGUUUUCCUUGGUGACCCCCAGCCCAGUGGAAGAAGACGUUGGCUGCAAAUUCAGUGAUGGAGUCAGCGCGGGUUCUGUUGACAUUCUGUCAUCUGAGACUAUAGGAGACAACAACACCUCCCCAGAUUUUAACAAAAUUGGGUUUGUUCCCCAAAAGACAGAUGACUUGUGCGGAUGGGGAGGCUUCCGUCCUAAAUUCAUCCAGUGGUUUAACACCCCAAAGUGGGUGCUCUUCUUUUUGUGUGUUGCUUCUUUUUUACAAGGGAUGAUUGUCAAUGGAUUCAUAAACACAGUCAUUACCUCAAUAGAACGAAGGUUUGACCUGCGGAGCUACCAUAGCGGGCUCAUCGCCAGCUCAUACGACAUCGCCGCUUGUGUGUGUCUGACUUUUGUCAGCUAUUUUGGUGGGACGGGGCAUAAGCCCAAGUGGCUGGGUUGGGGCGUCCUAGUAAUGGCAGUGGGCUCACUGGUUUUUGCCUUGCCUCACUUUGUCACCGACAGCUACAGAGUAAGCUCUCCUGAGCACACCGACCUCUGUUUCGAUGUUCAGAAUGACACGUGCAACCAGAACCCCUCCAGCCUGACCAACUACAGGUACAUGUUCAUGCUGGGACAGUUUCUCCACGGAUUUGGAGCUACGCCGCUCUACACCCUGGGAGUGACCUACCUAGAUGAGAAUGUGAAGUCCAAUUACGCUCCUGUUUACAUUGGUAUUUUCUAUGCAGCAGCUAUUGUUGGGCCAGCUGCUGGCUACCUCUUGGGUGGAGUUUUCCUCAAUGUAUACUCUGAAAUCAAUGAAGCGACAGAGCUGACUCCAGAAGAUCCUCUGUGGGUGGGUGCCUGGUGGAUUGGCUUCCUGGGUGGUGCAGCAGCUUCUAUGCUCGUCUCCAUCCCAAUCCUUGGUUACCCUCGACAGCUACCAGGCUCCCAGCGUUACGUUGCAAUGAGAGUGUCAGAAGCUCAUCAGAUGAAGGAUGGAAGCCAUCACGAGGCAUUGGAUCCUCAGUUUGGGAAGACUGUCAAAGAUUUGCCAAGGUCUGUGCUGCUGCUACUAAAAAACCCCACGUUCAUCUUCCUGUGCUUCGCUGGAGCGACAGAAGCCACACUAAUUGCUGGAAUGUCGACAUUUGGUCCCAAAUUUCUGGAAUCCCAGUUUAACCUUAGUGCCUCUGAAGCUGCUACAAUGUUCGGUUACCUUCUUGUCCCUGCAGGAGGAGGAUGUACGUUUUUGGGAGGAUACAUAGUGAAAAAAUUAAAACUGCGGUGUGGAGGAAUAAUUAAAUUCUGCCUUUUCUGUGUGAUCGUCAGCCUGAUCGCGAUCUUUAUAUUUAUGAUUCACUGUCCCAAUGUGCCGGCUGCUGGAGUCACAGCUUCUUACUUUGACAGCUUCAAUCAAACUAUAAAACUCACAUCCUCCUGCAAUUCAGACUGCAACUGCAUCCGAGAGUUUUACAACCCUGUCUGUGGAGAAGACAAAGUCAUGUACUAUUCACCCUGCCAUGCUGGCUGCAACAUCAUAAACAAAACUCUGUCCGAAAAUGGCAAAAAGGUGUACAGCAAUUGCAGUUGCAUUGUGGCAAAUUCCUCCUCUGACUACGGGACGGCGUAUUCCGAGAAGUGUGUCUCUUCCUGUCCCUAUAUGGGCCUGUUCCUCGUCGCCCUCUUUGUCGUCAUUUCCUUCACGUUUCUGUGCAGCAUACCAGCCCUCACUGCCACCCUGAGAUGUGUUCCCGACAGCCAGAGGUCAUUUGGCCUGGGGAUUCAGUGGAUUCUUGUGCGUACACUUGGCUCAAUUCCAGGCCCAAUUGCAUUUGGGUCAUUUAUUGAUAUUUCCUGUUUGCUGUGGCAAGAGCAAUGUGGAGUACAAGGUUCCUGCUACCUCUACGAGAACAAAGCCAUGAGCCGGUACACCUUGGUUGUUGGCCUCAUAUAUAAGGCUUUAGGAACCUUGUUCUUCUUCUUGGCAAUCGUGGUCUACACUCCUCCGCCGGAAUCGCCACAGAACAGCUCGGAAACCAAUCUGAAAAAUGGCAAGAGUGAUCUGCCAGUGAAGGAUGUUCCUCAGGAGUUACACCAAUCAAGUUGAAGAGAUGGUGUGACACUGGAUUUUCCUAGGAUAUCGACAGAGAUGUGUCAUCCUGUGUCCCCUCAUCUUUUUGGUUUUAUUUCUGAGACAUUGUUUUUCUGCUUCAAACACCAUGAUGACUGAAUUUCUAAAAAAAACAAAAAAACAAAACAACUUUGUUUUACCAGUUGCGGUUGAAUUUACAUAAAUGUGGAUUAGUCAUUGUCAAAUGCAAUUGUUUUGCAACUGCUCCUUCCACGCCCAGGCUAUUCUGAGGAGCUGAGCAGUUCCAGUAUGGACACAACUGACUUCUUUUUUCCUUGGCAGACUGACAUACCUUGUGUCAUGUCUUAUUUCAGAGUUUGUGCUGACAGUUUGGGUGUUCCUCAGUAAAAAUGUUUAUAGUUGUGUGGGUGUGUGCCAUGAAGUGGACGUGUGUUUUUAUGUUAUUUUAUAAAUGAAUGCUGUCUGUAAAGAUUUUUACAUUGAAACAAUGACAUUUUGUAAUGAAAAUUUUAGAAAAUACUGCUUUACUGUCAGUCAGCAAAUUAAUGUCAUAUUCACACUAAAACGGGUUUGAAAUUAAGUUAACUUGAAGUCCGGCCGAAUGCCUUGAUAGCAACCUGUGAAGAUGAAUUGGUAAAGAGGAAAGUCACCAAAAUGAUGAGUGUGCCCAACCAGUUCACAAGCCCUCCUGUGGUAGUUUUGCCGUUCCUCCGAGCAUCUCAUUCAGAUUAGUGUUGUCUCAAGCUCAAAUGACUAAACUUCUCGGUUUUUCCAAAAUACGGCCCAAUGAAUCACCAAAAAAAAAAAAUAUCAGAAUGUCCCAAGUGUUAUUAAAACAUGUCCUGGGUGUCACAUUUGUUAAACACCUAUACUCUACACCCUUCCCAGAAUCGUCAGGACGGCAAUCCGCUCUCGAUUCGACAAACAAAACAUCGACCAUGCUAACAUUAUGGUACCGAAAUCCGUUGAGACAUAACUUCCAAACAACUCUCUCCGCAUUUCACAGGUAUGGUUAUUGUGUUCUGUGUAAUUUCAUACAGUUACGCAUAGCGUGUUACUCUGAACAAUGAGUGAAAACAAAAUCCAGAGGAUACUAAAUUU